AAGUGUAAAGCGGCUUUCAGUAGUGCGCGUGGACAACAAAACCGGCCGCACGCGCCACCUCCAUAUUGCAUAAGGCCAAAAUUGGCCGGUCAAAAAUGUUAAGCUGUGGUAGAGUUAUCGGACAAUUGCCAAAACUUACGAGGCAUUCGCAUCUUAAUCAUUUCUGCCGACCUUUAAAAUAUAUUGGAAUUACUAGUGUUAAUAAUUCAUGGUAUAGUAGCAACUCAGAUGACAAGAAAACUUAUAAGCCAGCAGGCACCACCAUAAAACCAGAAGAAUGUGUACCUGACAAAACUAGUUCAAAACCAAAAAGAUCUCUACCGUCUUGUGAAUCUUAUCCUAAUGCAUCUUGUCCACCAUCUUGUUAUGAAGUUUGUCAACCAGAUUCACAGAGUCCUAAUGGUAAACCACCAUCACCACCUUAUUGGAAGAUAUUGGCAACUUUAAUUAUAGCUGGAGUUACAAUAUAUGCGAUAUCUUCCACAAAUUGGUUUACAUCUAAGAAAUCAGAUUCUGAAAAGGAUGUAGGUAAAAAGGAGAGAAAACAUAGAAAAUCUGAUAAGGCUAAAUUACCACCUACUUCUAGUUCAUUCCCCAAAGAUGUACCUUACCUUUUAAUAGGUGGAGGAACAGCUGCAUUUUCUGCAUUUAGGUCUAUUAAAUCUAGGGAUCCUAGAGCUAAGGUUUUAAUAAUAACAGAAGAAGAAGAUUUACCAUAUAUGAGACCACCAUUGUCCAAGGAACUAUGGUACAAUACAGAUAGAAAAACAAGUGCUGAGUUACUUUUUAAGCAAUGGAAUGGAGCUCAAAGAAGUAUAUUUUAUGAGCCACCCGAAUUUUAUUCAGAAGUUGAUAAGUUGAUUGAGUCGGAAAAAGGUGGUGUAACUGUAGCAACAGGUUGGAAAGUCACAAAAAUUGAUGUCCCAAACAAAACUGUAACGUUAGAUGAUGGUUAUGAAAUAAAAUAUGACAAAUGUCUUAUUGCAACUGGUGCAUCACCUAAAAAUCUUCCAGUAUUUGAGUCACUUCAAGAUGAAGUUAAAGAUAAAAUUAAAACAUUUAGAACAAAAGAAGAUUUUCUUGAUUUGGAAGAAAGUGUGCAUAAUCCUAAAUGUAAAAAUAUAGUAAUAAUUGGCGGAGGAUUUCUCGGAACAGAACUCGCUUGCUCUCUUGCUCGUAAUUUACCUGAAAACAAAAAAGUACAUCAAGUAUAUAAGGAGAAAUUUAUAAUGGAUCAAAUAUUACCACAAUAUUUAAGCGAAUGGGCAACAGAAAAAGCAAAAUUAGAGGGCGUUAAUUGUAUUCCUGAUUCUGAGGUCGAGGAUUAUUAUUAUAAGAAUGGACGUUUAUCGCUUACUCUUACAGGAGAUAAUGUUAUUGAGGCUGAUGAAGUAAUAGUAGCAGUAGGCGUUGAACCAAAUACGGAAUUGGCGAAAGUUUCGCAUUUAGAAACAGAUCCUGAAAUAGGCGGCUUCCUGGUUAAUGCAGAACUAGAAGCAAGAAGCAACCUUUGGGUUGCUGGAGAUGCAGCUUGCUUUUAUGAUAUCAGGCUUGGUAGAAGAAGAGUAGAACAUCAUGACCAUGCUGUAAUUUCAGGAAGGCUAGCAGGAGAAAAUAUGACUGGUGCAAGAAAACCAUAUCUGCACCAGUCGAUGUUUUGGUCCGAUUUAGGACCGGAAGUUGGAUUUGAGGCAAUAGGUAUUGUCGAUUCUGCACUGCCAACUGUAGGUGUCUUUGUAAAAACAGAAAAAACUGAUGAUACUUCACUAACAGCCAUCGAUACUUCGAGUAAAACAACGCAGUCCUCAGAUAAAGAGAAGGUAACAACGCAAACAGAAAAUUCGGAUCAACAAAAUUCGAAAGAAGAUGAUAGAUGUAUACGUACUGAUGCUUCAAAAUCGACAGAAGAAACCUCUAAAAAGUAUGAAGACUUUGGAAAAGGAGUUAUUUUUUAUUUACGUGAUGAUAUUGUGGUUGGAAUAGUCCUUUGGAAUAUCUUUAACCGGAUGUCUAUUGCUAGACAGGUACUUGCUAAGGGCACAAAAUAUGAUGAUUUAAAUGAAGUAGCCAAACUAUUUACUAUUCACGAUGACUGAUUCCAUUAGUGCAAAAAUGAAAUGACAAUAUUGCGUCAUUUGUGUAUAUAUGAUUAUUUAUCUACUAAUUCUGAAAGAUUUUACCAAUAAAAAAAUCUAAAAUCUUGUUACUAAGUUUGAAAGGUACGUUUGUAUAAAUACUGCACAUACCAGAUACAAAAUAUUUUCAAAAGGAAUCUAUCAGAUAUUCACACGUGUUAGAUCAUUGCAGACUGUGAAUUUUAUUAUAAAAUAAAUGAAAAAUUGUUUUAUUAAUUAAUUAA
Megachile rotundata (alfalfa leafcutting bee) is the source of this 2359-nucleotide messenger RNA. RefSeq names its product Apoptosis inducing factor (gene AIF). Gene Ontology annotation, cellular component: mitochondrion; cytoplasm. Gene Ontology annotation, biological process: apoptotic process; mitochondrial respiratory chain complex assembly. Gene Ontology annotation, molecular function: FAD binding; protein dimerization activity; NAD(P)H oxidase H2O2-forming activity. NCBI's taxonomy places the organism in Eukaryota, Metazoa, Arthropoda, Insecta, Hymenoptera, Megachilidae. The record is from RefSeq and is a predicted model, not a curated record.